GCUCGGUUAUCUGUCUGGUCACUGAAGGGGCCUAUCUCAUAUUGUCACGGAGCAAACCAAAAAGAACCCGUAUACAGAACUCCCAAAUGUUCAGAACCAUCUCCUUCUUACGGAGCCCUCUCAGGUCUCUACCCCAAUCCCUAAAUUUCAUAACCCAACCUUCUUUGCACUUGAAACCAUAUCACUCACCAUUGACACUACCUACGAACCCAUCUUCUAUUCCACCAAAUCUCCAGUUCCCUCCCAUUUCAAUCCUCUCUUCCUCAUUCUCUCAAACACCAUUGCUACAGAAAAAGGAAGACCCAUAUAACGACGCAUCCUUGUUCAACAGAGACCCGAAAAGCCCUCCGAAGCUGUUUGUGGUCCAACCUCGUCUGCGGCCCGAUACCCUAUUGCAGGCGAAGCUCGAUGAAGCUAUCAACCUUGCCAAUUCCCUCGAAGAACAGCGAGAUGGAUAUUACGAUACUGAGCUUUGUGAGAAGGGGUUGCCCCCACAUGUUGUUGUUCAAAAUCCAGCUGUUAGAUCUUCUAAGUACCGGUCAGACACAUAUUUUGGACCAGGGACAGUAGAUACAGUUAAAUGCCAUCUUAAUGCUGUGGAAUCUAAGGGUGAAAUUGACGCUGUUUAUGUAAAUACAAUUCUAUCGGGGAUUCAGCAACGGAAUUUGGAGCGGGCCUGGGGCAAACCCGUUUUGGAUCGUGUGGGCCUGAUAAUUGAGAUAUUUAAUGCUCACGCCCAGACCAAAGAAGCAAAGCUGCAGGCUGAACUAGCAGCUCUAAUGUAUAAAAGGACCAGGCUUGUCCGUGUUCGUGGUCCUGAUGGACGCUAUACUUUUGGAGCAACUGGGGAAACUGAAGUAGUUAGUGCCCGGGGGAGAGGAAGCGGUGGGCGUGGUUUUAUUAGUGGUGCAGGAGAAACUGAACUUCAGCUUCAAAGACGAAGAAUUUUAGAACGGCGGAAUCAUUUGUUAUCCCAAAUUGAAGCAGUUCGUCGUACACGAGCUUUGCAACGUGCUUCUCGCAAAAGGCGUGGAGGUUCAAAUGGUCAGGGUUUAGCCACUGUUGCUAUUGUUGGGUACACAAAUGCUGGGAAAUCUACAUUAGUUAGUGCUCUCUCAGAGAGUGAUUUGUUUAGUGAUGAUCGAUUAUUUGCAACAGUGGAUCCUAGAUUGAGGAGUGUUAUUCUUCCUUCAGGGAGGAAAGUGCUUCUCAGUGAUACGGUGGGAUUUAUAUCAGAUUUGCCUGUCCAGUUAGUGGAAGCAUUUCAUGCAACCUUGGAAGAAGUGGUGGAAGCAGACUUACUAGUGCAUGUGCUAGACUCCAGUGCACCAGAUCUUGAUGAGCAACGGUCAAUUGUCUUGCAAGUUCUCCAGCAGAUAGGAGUAUCUGAGGAGAAGCUUCAGAACAUGCUUGAAGUCUGGAAUAAGAUUGAUCUUCAAGAAGAGGAAAUGGGCACUGAUAAAUAUCUAGAUAAUGGUGAGGAUGAUGUGGUUGACAGUUUAUCAGGAGCAGAGGAUGAUGAUAUGCCAUCCGAGCUAUCAGCAGAACCUGUUGAUGAUGAUGAUGAAAAUGAUAUUGUAUCAGAACUGUCCUCUGGUGAUGUUCAAGAGACCAUGGAUGAUCAUGAAGGUGAUUACUCUGAUGGUUGGCUGUCAGGAGGUGGUGAAGGGAUUGAAGAUGACCAAGGCAGUCCUCCUGGAUGGAAGACUAUGGAUGAUCAACAAAGUGAGUCCUUUAAGGAUAGGAGGAUGACUGAGAAAGAUUCAUGCUCUCAACCUCAGUGCAUUCCACAUGUCAAAACAUCAGCAGUAAUGGGAGUUGGCUUGCAAGAAUUGUUGGCACUUAUUGAUGAGAAGCUAGAGACCCAGAAGGUACCGGAAAGAAAUUACUUUGAUCGUAAAUGGAGGCCUCCCCAUACAGAAGAUGUUGGAGUGGCUGUUGAAUGAUAGCACGCUUUGAUCCUCCCCAGCUAGUUUGAACACCUUACCAAAGCUUGUUGAAAGGGAUGAUCAGUAACUCCAGAAUCCGGAUUAACUCUACUAAAUAUCUCUUGCCAUCAAGCGCCUGGCAUGGAAGAGAAUGAUUUUGGAGGAUAAUUACAGUCUUGCAGUAAGUUAUCACUCAUGGGUCUGCACCGUGCUGAAUGGCACUUAAGACGGAGAUGUUUAAUUCUCUUUCUAAUAAUUCCUGUUGGUGUGUAUUUGUGUGGUAUCUGAUCUAUCAGGAGUUUUGUUUUUUCAAUGCAAGUGCUGAUAAAGAUGGGGCAUUUUUGUCCUAAAAGAAUGUAUUGAGUAUAAGCUCUCAUUUAUUUCGAUGUAAUAUUUUCCUUGUUGCCAUUCCCAGCAGUAGAUCCGGAUGCAUAUAAUUUGCUACUGCAUUCCAAUCUGGUUGUUAAAAGGUUCCAGAGAAGUCAGUGGUGGGCAUUAUACCUUCAAUAGGUUACAUGUACACAUAAAUAUUCUUUUUGAUCAUUUAGAUUUAA
This is a messenger RNA of Vitis riparia (riverbank grape), 2482 nucleotides long. Its product is annotated as GTP-binding protein At3g49725, chloroplastic. Bases 87 to 1946 code for a protein of 619 amino acids. The transcript is spliced from 13 exons. NCBI's taxonomy places the organism in Eukaryota, Viridiplantae, Streptophyta, Magnoliopsida, Vitales, Vitaceae. Gene Ontology annotation, cellular component: cytoplasm. The record is from RefSeq and is a predicted model, not a curated record. Gene Ontology annotation, molecular function: ribosome binding; GTP binding.